Molecule: messenger RNA, 5342 nt
Organism: Oncorhynchus mykiss (rainbow trout)
Lineage: Eukaryota; Metazoa; Chordata; Actinopteri; Salmoniformes; Salmonidae
Source: RefSeq, a predicted model, not a curated record
GGUAGAUAGGUGGACGUCACUUUUACAGCGCGCUAAAAUUGUGGAAAUAACUGCUCCGUACAAUAGUUAGCUAUGUCAUUUUCCUGGUGUGAUUUAUUAUUGCCCGCAGUCAGGGUGAUAUUGACGGAGCCCCAGAAGAGACUAAAAAGCUCCACAAAGAAUAUCGAACGCUCAAGCAAGCAAAUAAAUGGGCACACAGACCCAACACCUACCUCACAGACUCAAUCAGGUUUUGUCUGUAGAUAGCGGCAGCCGUCCCUGUUGCCAGAGAGAAAAGGACUCAGGUUGCUGGGGCACUCAGCUGAACUGUAAGAGCAUGCCGGUGGCUUCCCCCAAACUGACUCUGACAGCCAAGGAAAGGGAGUCCCUCCAAGCCUCGGCCCAGUACUUUGACAUGAAGCUCAAGUCAAACCUGGACCUGGGAGCUCUAACAAAGGAGAGACCGGUUUCUCUGAAGAAGUCGUUCACUCCUCGUGGAACACCUCUGAAGUCAUGGAAAGAUGUCCAGAGCCCAUACCCAUAGCUGGAGCUGCAGACAGACAUACCCUGCAUCUGGAGCUGCGGGCAGACAGCCAUACCCUACAGCUGGAGCUGCAGACAGACAUACCCUGCAGCUGGAGCUGCAGACAGCCAUACCCUACAGCUGGAGCUGCGGGCAGACAGCCAUACCCUACAGCUGGAGCUGCAGGCAGACAGCCAUACCCUGCAGCUGGAGCUGCGGGCAGACAGCCAUACCCUACAGCUGGAGCUGCGGACAGACAGACAUACCCUACAGCUGGAGCUGCGGGCAGACAGACAUACCCUACAGCUGGAACUGCGGGCAGACAGACAUAUCCUGCAGCUGGAGCUGCAGGCAGACAGACAUACCCUGUUAUCCCCUCUGCCAAAGCCAGCCAACACACGUCAAGACCUGGCCUCUCCAAUGCAGACAGGGACAGAACACCCAGAGCAGCUUCCGGAGGAGCCCUUUGAGCCCCUAACAGCCUUCACGCCCUCCAAGCUAUGGUCUCCUGCAGCGGGGUAUCCUCAUCAUACAGACAGGCAGGCAGCAGGGCCCAGCAGCUCAGACAGACCUUCACCAAGAGGCUGACCUCUGUAUUUGAUGAGGUGGGUGACGCAGAGUAGCCGGUUGUGGGUAAUUUGUCUCUUGCCGUGGAAGCGGCGAUGAGUUCCCCGCACGCCAAAAGGGGAGGCGCUGGCAAGGGAGAGAUCGCAGGACGUGCCGCCAGUUCCUUUGUCACACCUUCCAGGCAGAACGAAGGGGCAACUCUCCUGGGGGAGAGGGCUUCCAAGAGUACCAUGCCACAGGAUCUGCCUUCUCCUGACGAGCACCAGCCCCAGGUUGGUGGUGGCGUAACGUCUGCAACAGACCCAGCCAGUCUGUGGCCCGCUGGACAACGCUCCUCAUUAGUGUCUGGCUCUGGAGGAGGAGAGGAUGAAGAAACCAGAUCAGGUCUCAAAGGACAGGCAGAGGGCGGUACGAUAGAAGAGACCGCCGUCGGCGCCACCACUGCCAAGAAAUCUCGAGUGAGGACCAGACAGGGCCGGGGAGGAGGGGAUGUGGAGGAGGCAAGAGUGUUAACGCAGCCACCGCAGGCCGAAGGUGAUGAGCUCGGAUUGGAGAAGAAGGGUACAAAGAAAAGGGGUGGAAAAAGACACAGGAAUCCUGACACAGAUGGAGAGAACCCUGCAGGCACGGAGAAAGAGGAGUGGGUGGUGAAAAAGAGGAGAAGGACAGAUAAAGCCCCCCAAGCGAGGAAGAAGGCUAAGGCAGGUGAUGGAGACGUCAGCGAUCAGGAGGAUGGUGACGUCACAGAGAAGGAAGUGGUGAAGCAGAAACCAAGGGUUCCACAGGAGAACCUGCUAGGAGGUGGAUGAGACAUCAAAUCUGCCAGGAACAGAGGGAGCAACACUAUGAGACCUAAAGCCACCAUGAACUCGGACGGUAACUUUGUGAAGAUCAACCUGAAAAAGAAAGGAUACGUAUGUAGGGGCGCUGGCCUACGGAAGCAGCUAAAGGGGGAGAUGUUUGGAGGGCCAGACUCAAGGUUUAGAGGGGGCUUCUGCAGAAGAGGCAGAGGAGGGUUUAGAGGCAGCUUCGGAGGGUUCAAACGUCCAGGUGACAGCUGCUUCAAGUGUGGAGGCAUAGGACACUGGGCUAUGAACUGCAAGGGCAGAGUUGCAGCUCCAGUAGACAGUGCUGCUGCUGAUGAGGCGUCUGCGGUUGAGGAGGAGCCCUUGGAGCUGCCAACCUUGGAGGAGGUUGCCCGGGCAACAGGAACUCUGCGUUCCGAGCCUCUGGUGGCACCCCCCAGUGUUAAAGAGGAGAAUGAGUGUCAGGGAGAGAAGCAGCAGGAGGAUGGUGAUGAGGUCUUGUUGAAUGUGAUCAGGCCAGACUACAAACGUACUCCUUCUCCGCCCCCCAUGCAGCCCCUCUACCCCCUAGGGGAGGACAGAAAAGUGCAAGUGGCACGUUCUGAAGUUUUUAAAGCACUCAAAGACUUUGGGUUCAAGUCUUUCAGACCAGGGCAGGAACAGGCCACCAUGACAAUUCUAUCAGGUCUGUCCACUCUAGUGGUGCUCUCCACAGGCAUGGGGAAGUCUCUGUGCUACCAGCUGCCUGCCUACCUCUAUGCCCAGAGGUCCAACAGUAUCACUCUUGUGGUAUCACCACUGGUAUCUCUUAUGGACAAUCAGCUAUCUGGAUUCCCAUCCACACUGAAAGCAGCUGCUAUUCACUCCAGUAUGUCUAAAAAACAGAGGGAGGCAACCAUUGAAAAGGUUAAGGCAGGUGAGGUCCAUUUCCUGCUCCUGUCCCCUGAGGCGUUGGUAGGUGGAGGUCACUCUGGCUUUGCCUGUCUGCCCACCGGCUGACCAGCUCCCCCCGGUGGCCUUUGCCUGUAUUGACGAGGCCCACUGUGUCUCAGAGUGGUCCCACAACUUCAGGCCCUGCUACCUGCGUCUCUGCAAGGUGUUGAGGGACCCUCUGGGUGUGCGUUGCCUGCUGGGUCUGACUGCCACCGCCACCCUGUCCACAGCCCUGGACAUCGCUCAACACCUGGACAUCACUGACCAGGACGGUAUUGCUGUCCGCUCGGCCGCCGUGCCUGACAACCUGCAGCUGUCUGUCUCCAUGGACCGAGACAAGGACUAGGCCCUGGUGUCUCUGCUGAAGGGAGAGAUGUUCGGGUCUCUGGAGUCCGUCAUCGUCUACUGCACCAGGAGAGACGAGGCCACCCAUAUAUCUGCCCUGCUCAGGACCUGCCUCCAGGGGGUGCUGUUGCCAGCCAGGAGGAAGAUGACAACCCUAUAGGGAAGAAGAAGAAAGCUUUGGCCAGGAAGAAGAUCCGUAUAAGCCUCUGAAGUGAAUGGCUGAGUCCUACCACGCCAGCAUGUCGUCAUCCGAGCGCCGUCGUGUCCAGAACAGCUUCAUGUGUGGAGAGCUGCGCAUGGUGGUUGCCACGGUAGCCUUCAGCAUGGGCCUGGACAAGUCGGACGUGCUCGGCAUCGUGCACUACAACAUGCCCAAGAGCUUUGAGAGCUACGUGCAGGAGAUCGAGAGGGCAGGGAGAGACGGAGUACCGGCUCACUGUCAUCUCUUCCUGGAACCUGAGGGAGGGGACCUGCAUGAGUUGCACAUCUAUGCAGAUACCGUGGACUACUACACUGUGAAGAAGCUGGUGCAAAAGGUGUUUCCUCCCUACAAGUGCAGCCAGGUCUACCAGAAGUAGCAGGAUCUAGCCAGGGCUCUGGAGGAGGUUGACGACUCCGAGAUGAUGGAACUGAUGGACACCUGUGAUGAGACCUCUGCUGCAGCACCAGAACAAACAAAGGAGACUAGUCAAAACACCCCCUUUGAGCAGUUGGAACAGGCCAAAGUCCCUACUGAGGACAAGGAUGUACCAACUCUUCAACCAUCGGAGGGGAAGCAGAAAGAACCACCAGAGUUGAGUGUUCCACUUCCCCGGAGAGGGGAUGGCGAACAGGAAGAGGAGGAGGGGCCAGGGGGAGGUGAUGAUUGGCCCACGACUAGGGUGUGUCACACCCAUGAGAGGGCCGUCCCUAUGCAGGACACUGUGGAAGCCCUGGACAUCACUGAGGAAGCUUUGGAGACUCUGCUGUGCUACCUGGAGCUGCACCGUCAGCAGUGGGUAGAGCUGCUCCACCCCACCCUCUCUGUCUGUAAGAUGGUCAGCUCUGCAAACUCACCAUGAUGUAGGGCAACAUCACAACACCCGGCUCAUGUUCAUUCAUUAGGGCACACCGUAUAUAUUUAUUUUUAAACUGUGUGCAUUUUCAGUUUGCAGAACCUCGACAAGUACUGCAAACUCAUUCUGAACACCUGGCCAGUCUGUUACAGUAGACUGUUUACCUGUAAGAAAAAACGUUGUGUUGGAUAGGUUGUGUUUGUGUAUAGUAUGUAGGUGUGUAUUAUUUGCUCAUGUGACGAUUUUGUGGUCAAGUAAACAUUGUAGCAAAGUGUCAUUUCUUCAGUGUUGUCACAUGAAAAGAUAUACUCAAAUAUUUACAAAAAUGUUAGAAAAAAAUACAAAUCAUGACAAAAACAAAGUGAUUAACCAGUCAUAACUAACCAAUGGCAAUGCAGAUUACACAGUAAGCAACCAAUUGAUUAAACACAGGAUAUGACAUCAUGGAACACUCACUUUUGUGAUAUACUGUAUAUACCACUAGAACAUAUGUCCCAUCACAUGUAAAUUAUUUUGUUGUCAUUUCCAUAACAUUUCACAGUUUUCUUUCCACAAAUGUUUCCUACCAUUGAAGCACAAUGUUGCAUUUUUGCAACGUUUCCAGAAAAUUGUACUACACAUUUGAGAAAAAAAAACAGAUUAUUGUCAUAAUCAGAGGCCUAAUACAAGUAUUUCUGAAGGGUAGUAACAUUAAUUCCUCAUUUGGAUCUAUGCUUGGGUCUCACAGGGUUAAGGAAAUGGAUGGCUGGAAUGAGGAAGUUAAAAUACGAACCUACAAAUGUGACUCUCCCAUUGUAUAAACAUUGGUUUAUAUAUUCAAGAUUACUCUUUAGUUUAUAUGUAUUCAAGAUUACUCUUAUUUGAUUUUGAAGUGUCUGCGCCAGCAAUUUAUUUGACUAAGCCGGUCAAGGUUGGGGCGGCAGGGUAGCCUUGUGGUUAGAGCGGUGGACUAGUAACCGAAAGGUUGCUAGUUCAAAUCCCCCGAGCUGACAAGGUCCAAAUCUGUCGUUCUGCCCCUGAACAGGCAGUUAACCCCCCCCCCCCCCCCCCCCCCCCCCCCUAGGCCGUCAUUGAAAAUAAGAAUUUGUUCUUAACUGACUUGCCUAGUUAAAUAAAGGUUUAAAAAAAUGUUGA